This is a messenger RNA of Brachypodium distachyon (stiff brome), 1169 nucleotides long. Its product is annotated as tropinone reductase-like 3. Bases 136 to 897 code for a protein of 253 amino acids. The record is from RefSeq and is a predicted model, not a curated record. NCBI's taxonomy places the organism in Eukaryota, Viridiplantae, Streptophyta, Magnoliopsida, Poales, Poaceae. The transcript has 6 exons. Gene Ontology annotation, molecular function: oxidoreductase activity.
GUUUGCAUCGACGCUUCUCCCACUUGAAAACGGCAACGCACACGCUUCCAUCGGGGAGGGACAACAACACAGCUGCAACUCUGCAAGCAGAGCAAAGGGAGCGCCGCGAAGCCGACGAUUCAAGCCUGACCGACGAUGGAGGUCAAGUGCCGGCGUCUGGAGGGGAAGGUGGCCGUCGUGACGGCCUCCACGCAGGGCAUCGGCCUCGCCAUCGCCGAGCGCCUCGGCCUCGAGGGCGCCGCCGUCGUCAUCUCUUCACGCAGGCAGAAGAACGUGGACGAGGCGGUGGCGGGGCUCAGGGCCAAGGGGAUCACCGUGCUCGGAGCCGUCUGCCACGUCUCCAACGCGGAGCAGCGCAAGCACCUCAUCGACGCGGCCGUCAAGAAUUUUGGACAUAUUGAUAUUGUUGUCUCCAAUGCCGCUGCAAAUCCCUCCGUAGAGGGCAUACUCGAAACGAAAGAGUCCGUACUUGACAAGCUAUGGGACAUUAAUGUUAAAGCUUCCAUUCUUCUUCUUCAGGAUGCCGCACCACACUUGACGAACGGAUCAUCUGUGAUAAUAAUUUCUUCAAUUACUGGUUAUAAUCCUGAAUCAGGUUUAGCGAUGUAUGGUGUUACAAAAACUGCUCUUUUGGGUCUCACAAAGGCUCUUGCUUCCGAGAUGGGCCCAAAGACUCGUGUUAACUGUAUAGCUCCUGGUUUUGUUCCUACACGUUUUGCUGGCUUCCUCACAACUAAUGAGACCCUUAGAAAGGAGCUUAUCGAGAGGAGCUCGCUCAAGAGACUGGGCACCGUGGAAGACAUGGCUUCAGCCGCAGCGUUCCUGGCAUCUGAUGACGCGUCGUUCAUUACAGCUGAGACCAUUGUCGUUGCUGGAGGAACACAAUCCAGACUGUAAACCUGGCUGAAGUCCGGAGGCUCAAAUCAGCUGAAGUUGAGUACAUUACAUUGGCAUGGUCAAUAAAUCUAGUGCUGGUAUAGGUACGCUAGUACUGCUGUGUCGCCCUUAGAUAAUCACAUGUAUACUGUAAUAAAUUUGAUGACAAUUUUGUUUUGGACGCAAUAUCAUCAUUAAACUUGUUUGGAUAGUUCGAUAUAGUCCUUGAACUAAAAAACUGCCCUUGUAGAACACCAAACUUGUUUAUAUACUGUAUAUCUUGCUUUCUCGCU